This is a messenger RNA of Trematomus bernacchii (emerald rockcod), 4036 nucleotides long. RefSeq names its product cadherin 13, H-cadherin (heart) (gene cdh13). Gene Ontology annotation, cellular component: plasma membrane; catenin complex; adherens junction. NCBI's taxonomy places the organism in Eukaryota, Metazoa, Chordata, Actinopteri, Perciformes, Nototheniidae. Gene Ontology annotation, molecular function: calcium ion binding; cadherin binding. The transcript is spliced from 15 exons. Gene Ontology annotation, biological process: cell morphogenesis; calcium-dependent cell-cell adhesion; adherens junction organization. The coding region runs from base 253 to 2403 and encodes 716 amino acids. The record is from RefSeq and is a predicted model, not a curated record.
CUCCCCCCCCCUCUCUCUCUACUCAUAAAUCUAUUGGCUGUGGUCUCGGCACCACUAUCCAAUGCUUUGCUGAUCAGACUGCAGUUGUGUUUUGGGGAAGUUGGCAGCUGGAGGCUCACGGCGAAAGGCUUUCCUCUCUCUCCGGCGCUUGGACAGUGGAAUUAUGAGCAGAGCUGACCCAGCCUACAUCACCCUGUCUUGAAUCUGUUUUCUGUUUCACACCGCGAGAAGAUAAAAAAAAAAAAAAACACCAUGGAGAUUGGAGUCCGCAUCCUCUUGGCUUUCCUCGUCCCCCAGGUUGCCCGUGUGGUUGGCCAAGAGGAUGGAGGCCAUGAGGGCUGUGUACCUGGCUUCCAGGUCAAACACUACCAGGUGGCGUACAGCGGAGCUUUCCAGAAGGGCCAGGCGCUCAUACAAGUCGAGUUUGAUGACUGCGCGGGGAAUGAAGAUGUGAAGUUCGAGGUGUCGGACCCCAACUUCCACGUCAAUGGAGACCUGAAUCUGGUCCCUCAGCGAGAUGUCCUGUACAGCCGGCCUAUCCUGUUCGUCCACGGGCUGAGUGCACAUGCAGACGACGUGGCACAGGUGGACGUCACUGGACUGCCAGUUCAGUCGCCGCACACUCUCAGGGACAUUCUGGGUGUCGGCAACAUGGUCCCACCCCGUUCCAAGAGAUCCCUGCUGGUCCCUCCUAUGAUCAUAACUGAGAACCAGAGAGCUCCCUUCCCCAGGGUCAUUGGCAAGUCUCAUGUGAUUUCAACAGAGAAGUUAGGGAACCAUAUCUUCCGUCUGACAGGCCCCGGCGCUGACCAGGAUCCCAGAGGUCUCUUCACCAUUGACAUAGACACAGGAGACGUGUCAGUCAGCCGCUCACUGGACCGCGAGGCCAUCGACUCCUACGAGCUGGAAGUUUCUACCACAGACUUCGCCGGAAACCUUGUUGAGGGACCGGCCCUACUACUGAUCACCGUCAUCGACCAAAAUGACAACCGGCCCAUCUUCAAAGAGACACGCUACACAGGAGAGGUGCUCGAGGGAUCCCCUACAGGAACCACGGUGAUGACAAUGACGGCGUUUGACGCUGACGACCCAGGCACCGAUAACGCGGCGUUGCGCUACAACAUCGUCAGGCAGUCGCCGGACAAGCCCUCCCCAACCAUGUUCUACAUCAAUCCAGAACGAGGCGACAUCGUCACUGUCAUCUCCCACACGUUACUUGACAGAGAGACACUGCCGACCACAACAUAUGAGUUAGAGAUUGUGGCCAAGGACAUGGCAGGAAGUGAGGUGGGACUAACAGGAACCGCCACGGCAACCAUCACCAUUACUGACAAGAACGACCAUGCCCCUGAGUUCACACAUACGCUGUUUGAGGCUAAUGUGUACGAGGGCUCGACGGGCGUGGUGGUGAACCUGACGGUAGACGAUAGAGACGACCCAGGCACGGGGGCGGGGAGAGCGAUCUACUCUAUAAUUAACGGAGAUCCAACACUGAGCUUUGAGAUCCAAACCAACCCAGACAACAACGAGGGGAUGCUGUCUGUCAUCAAGCCUUUGGACUAUGAGGCCGAAAGGUUCCACGCGCUACUCAUCAAAGUGGAGAACGAGGACCCUCUGGUUCCUGAUGUUGGCUACGGCCCCAGCUCCACUGCCACGGUCCGCGUCACAGUCCUGGACAUCAACGAGGGCCCCGUAUUCUUCCCCGACCCCCUGACAGUCAACAAGAUGGAAAACAUCCCUCUGGGAAGCUUCGUGGCUUCACUCAACGCCACAGACCCAGAUAUAUUACAGGCACAGAGCAUCAGGUACGCUGUUCUGCGAGACCCAGCAGGCUGGCUGAGUGUGAGCCCGGUCACAGGAACUGUCAACACCUCCGGCUCACUGGACCGUGAGUCUCCUUAUGUCCACGACAACAAAUACACAGCGGUCUUCAUCGCCACAGAUAACGGCAGCCCUCCAGCCACAGGCACCGGCUCUUUGGUCAUCUACCUGGAAGACUACAAUGACAACGCCCCCUAUGUGGUCCCGUCGGUUGCGCGGGUGUGCGAGGAUGACAUGAACGUGGCUAUAGUCGGGGGGCGGGACAAGGACCUUUACCCCAACGCCGCACCCUUUAAGAUAGAGCUGGGAAAACAGCCGGGCCUCGACAAAACAUGGAAGGUCACCAGGGUCAACUCCACACACUCCCACAUCAUGCUCUUGCACAGUCUGAAGAAAGCCAACUACCAGCUCCCGUUGCUCAUCACUGACUCGGGGGUGCCCCCAUUGUCCAACUACACAGAGGUCAAAGUUCAAGUGUGCGUCUGCAAGAAGAACAAGAUGCACUGCAGCUCCGCCCACUCCCACCGCGCCAGCCUUCUCGUGCUGCUCGCAACACUCCUGCUCGCCCUACUCUACCUGUAGAUUCUGCUGAAACCUCCCGUAGUCCUUUUUGCAACACUGAAAAGCAACGACUUAUCUCCCCCUACGCAACCCAGGCUUAGGAGAGCAGAAGAAGAAGACGAAAAAGAAGAUGAAGAAGCGAGAAGGAGUCUUCUCACCGGGACAAAUCAAACAAGAAAACACACACAAUCCCCAGUGGCACAACUGCUGUAUACCACCACUCUGCGUUUUUUACCAGUCUCUCACUUAUCCUCUCGCCGCUCUCGUCUCCUUCUCUUCAUCUUUACUUUCCUUGUGGCAUGUGUCCUUCUGCACUUCAGUGUUCUCUCAUCUCGUCGCCUCGUGUUUUCCUCACUCCAUUUGACGUUUUUCACUCUAUCUUUCCUAUCCCCUUUUACUUCCUCCACCAUCGAGAUGGUUUUCAUUGUAUUCCUUUUUGGCACCAUUACACUGGCAGACAACAUGUGGUGUUAGCAGUGUUCAUGGCAACACGCCACAUCCGUAGGAGAUACUUGAAACAACAUGUAUAUUGAUAUUGUAACAAAACUAAAGCUAUAAAUCAAUUGCGUAUUGGACCUCACCUUAAACCUCUGGUCUUUCCCACAGUUAAUCCAAAAGGUCCUGCUUCCUUUUUUCCCUCCUCCCCCCUUUUUCCUCUCAUUGCUACCUUGUUUUCUUUUCCCCCUGCUUGAUCCUUCCUUUUCUCAUCCUCCUCACGCAUAUACAUAAUCCCCCCAUCAAUCUGCCUCUCCUUCCCUGUCUCCCCCGUCUCUCUAUCGACCUCUCUCUGACUCUCGGCGGGGCCAGGGAACGCUGCGAAGGCUGAGCUACUGUCCUGGUCGGAGAAGAGCAUUGACUUUUUGAUGUGUUCUUUUCUUUUCUUGUCACAGACUGUGUUUGAUCUUGUUUCCCUCUUUAAGUGGAGAGAACAAAGCCUGUUUCUUUGUCUGCAGUGGUUGUGGUCUUUUAGGACAAGGUGGUAGCCAUAAGCCUUCAAAGUCAGAAACUCCCUGGAGUCCUUUCUUCGAUUUGCUUCUGUUUUGAUUGCAUUAGUUGUCAUGGAGUGGAAAACAGUAUAUCUUUAUAGUAACGGUGUAAACCUUAAAAAAAAAAAAGUACUAUUAUAUAAAUAUUUUUAUUUUUUACCAUUGUAUAAAUAUACAGUAUUGAUUAACUUAAGUACUUUGAUUGCAAGUUAUUUUGUCACCCACACAGUCAGUAAAUAAAAAAGAGGAAAACCUUUUUUCUGUGAAUUUUAGGCACUAUUUCUAAUGCUAUUGAUGUGUUGACUAUUUUACUGUAACAUCUUUUUAUGUUUAUUUUUGUAUAAUUUUGAAAUCUGUGAUUAAUAGCAGAAUCAGGAGUCUUGUUUUGAUGGCUGCCAUGUGUUUAGGUUCGAUUUUGUCCCCCGUCAAUUCUGCCCUCUCCUGUUCUCUCUCCAUCCGUCAUUACAAAUCACCAGAAGAUGUGUAAGAAGAAAAAAAAAGAAUGUGGUUUUGGUGGAUAGAUUUUUGCUUUUUUUCUCUUGCGCUCAUCAAAAGAACGUAGCGUGUGUGGGGUUUUGUGGAAGAAAAACCGUAAAGUAAAAGAUGACAUUUUGAAUGAGUUACGUCUGUCUUUUGCACUAAUUUAAUAAAGCCGUUACUGAAAAUUC